This is a messenger RNA of Lytechinus variegatus (green sea urchin), 4894 nucleotides long. RefSeq lists its product as uncharacterized. The record is from RefSeq and is a predicted model, not a curated record. NCBI's taxonomy places the organism in Eukaryota, Metazoa, Echinodermata, Echinoidea, Temnopleuroida, Toxopneustidae. The transcript is spliced from 13 exons. Gene Ontology annotation, biological process: centriole replication; centrosome duplication; regulation of cytokinesis. Bases 108 to 4268 code for a protein of 1386 amino acids. Gene Ontology annotation, cellular component: centriole.
ACUACCAUACCACCAAGGAGCUCCUCCUUGGGCAGAAAUGCGGAAAGAAUUUUCUUUGAGAAUAAAGCUAAUUUAUUAUACGUUUGAAUGAAAUCCAGUAGUCAAGAAUGGAAGAAAUCAUUGCCAAGUUGGAGGUCUGCAUGGCCACCCUAGACAAGAUUGCUACCAAGUACGAUUCCCAGGCAGAGAAUGAAGAAAGAGGGCGUCCUUUACAUACAUCCAUGGUCAGGGUCAACGGAAAGCCGAUUCUUCCACCUCUGAUGACCCCAGACAAAAGGUCGGAGAUGAUACAGUACCAGGCACAGGCAAUUGAAAGAGAAAGGGAACGACAGGAAAGACGGCGACAGCAUCUGGUAGAGAGGGUGGAAACCAUUGUAAAUAGUUACGAGGAUAGCAGGCAAUCUUUGGGUAGCAAGGACAACAGUCCCCAGCAGGCAGCUACUGCAAUACCAGACCAAACCAUGCAAGUACUCGGCAUGCAGUCGGUUGACUCGAAGCAAGUCCCGCAUGGCAUCGGCAACCCAUCAUACUCACCGCUCAAAUACAUGGAGAUGGAUGAAGAGGAGUGGAACGUAAGACCAGCCACGCCUUGGAGAAGAACAAAGCAAGCGAAGGCAAAGACGGUCAUAGCAGCCAACUUUGAUUCAAGAGGACACCAGCCCAUCUCAUCUACCAUGAGGAUGGACCACAGUCAGGAUGUGAGAGGAACCACACCGGAUGUUUCUGCCAUCUCAGUGGCUUCCUCACAAGCUGGUAACUCAUUGCCAUUCAAUUCCCUGAUAGAUGCCGUUGACCCUACCCUCACCAGGAGUGUGCAGCCUGUCCUGAAGGAAGUGUUAUCAUCCUCUCCUCCUGGGCUGGCAGAUUUGAAAGCAGUGGCUACCGAUGGAACUGCAGCACCCCGGCCAGUGGAUGUCUCAUCCAGUAUCACUUCAGAUGUGAACUCAAAUGUAAAGAAUGACCCUUCAGAACCUCAAGAGGUCACAUCGUCUGAGAACUCUACUGUUCGGCCACCUGACACAAGUGCAGUUAUCGACAGUGCUGUCAUAAGUAGACUUAGUCCUAUACCCAAGAUGAAUGCAGUGCAACCUUUGAGCACAGGGGUAACUGGUAGCACUGGAACUCAGUCGACAAAUAGCAGCACCAAUAGUGCAUUGAACCAAACAGUCAUUGACCUGUCUCAGAUGUCACUGGCCCAAGGUCAGUCAACUUUGGAAAAAGCAGGGGACUCUCCCAAAUCUGAGAAGAAUAAAUCAGAUUCUCAGUCGCAUUCAUCAGCAGAAGCAAAUUCUAAAGUAGAACCACCAAAUGAUGAUAUAAGCACUAAGGACGUAAACAAUGUUGUCAGCAACACACAAGAGGAUAAUCAUGUGGCAGGAUAUUUGAGUGAUACAGAGUCAUACAUGAGCCUGCUGGGGGAGUAUUCAUUGCUACCAACACCAGGAUCUAAUAGGGGAACACCAGACCCUAUUCCUACGAGAAAUGCUAAAAAGGUCCCUUUCUUUGCAGAUCCUACAUCACCCGAUGCAACUAAUGUCAAUCCUAAAGCAGAAGUGCCAGUAAGAACUAGUGAAAUGAUUGAGGAAAAUAAGAAUGGUCUUCCUGCUGCUGAUGCCUCUGUUGAUCCGUUGCAAUCCCUAAAGUCUGUAGAUGGUUCGGAAUAUUGUGGAAGCUCCUUGGGGACGUUGGGCCAGUCGGUCACCCUUCCCAUCAGCCUCAGCGUGACAUCUGAAUCUACCCUUCAUGGGGUCGAAGAAACAUGGGACAGAACGAGCCAGGAGAUGACUCCUACCGGGACAGAAGGAGCUGCGUCCAUCGCCAGUGAUGAACUGACAAAUGCAGGAAUGGUAAGAGCAGCACCUGUUGGUCAAGAAAGCAAUGCUGCUGCUGCUGAGAUCAUCAAAGAGACAGUAGAGAAAUCUGAAGAAUCCGCAAGGCAACCAAGUCCAAGUGUAGGAAAGCCUUCUGCAUUGCCAUCGGGAAAGACUUUUUGUGAUGAGAAAGAGAAAGGAGGGGUCAAAGUUGAGAGGUCAGGGGUUAAGAUUGACAGUGACUUUCAAACACCACUCAGACACCAUGCUAGGAAGUCCUCCUACACACUGGAUUUUCCCUCACCUGCACUCCUAGACGCAGAGGCUCGUCACCAGGCUCCACACAUAAGUGGACGGAACGUGAGCUAUAAUGAACCAGGCAGUAAGUCCAAUGAUGCCGAUGAAGUUGCUGUAAAGAAGGCUGAGGCAGAAGAGAUGACAGCAAGCGAUGAAAAGCAGCCUUGUGAUCUUUCAUCAGAACUGAAUGAUCUCAAAAUAGAUGAUGUUACUGAGGCGAAGGUGCUAUCUCUCCAGUUGUCGUGCCUGGAGCAGAUGCAGCAACGUCUCCAGCGUCAGCAUGAGGAGCAGAUGAAGGAGCUGAUGCUCCAGCAAUCCCAGGAGAUAGUUCUCCUUCAGAGUGAGAUGGAGGGGAUCAGGAGACAAGCUGCCCAGUCUGCUCUUGGACAUGUACAUGACCAAGAUUCCAAUGAGACCCCCAACGAAGUCACAAAUAAACCUGAAGAAAUCAAGCAAGAGAGAGAAGAUAAGUCGUCCAGUAAGGAAACUUCUCCCAACAUAACAUCAAUCAAGACAUCUCCUGACAAGAAUGACAAGAGUGCUCAGGAUCCUAUGAGUCAGAGGAAGGGUCCACCUACCAGUCCCAACAGCAGGAAAAGACGCUUUGAGGAAUCCUCGGAAGCUACCUUGGUGCAGGUUCCUCCCUCCUACAUCAAGCAGUCCUCACUGGUAGGCAAGGGGUAUGCCUCCCCUGGUUUCUUCUCGCCAGUUGGUGACAAGCCUCUUCUCAAUGCCAAGAAGAAACUGACUCCUCAGGACAGUCUGGAUUCCGAUCAUGGAGGAUUGGUGGAAGUUCCGCCAUCAUACAUCAGAUCUGGUAGCUACCAUAGACCUGUAUCCAGAAGCCCUACCCAUCAGAGAGCUUCAACCACACCCAAGGACACGACUGCAGCUUCUGCUCUUCUGGGUCCUUCAACCAUCCCUGCAGAAGAGUCAUCCACUGCCGACUCCUCGCGCCUUACAACUUGGGGCACUCCUGUCAGAGAAACCCAUGACAGAGAUUCCACCAGGCUGUCAACACAGCCAUCUCCUGCAGAGGACACUCCUAAAGGUCCAGGCCAUCUUCCUGGAGCUUCAGUGUCAGAUCCUGUUUAUGUGAACAGUCUUAGUGAUUCUUUCUUUCUGAAUGAUGGACAGACUGGAGAAGCUCCAGAUAGGAAUCCUGACCACCACCAACAAACAUCAAAUUACUUCAGACCAUGGACUAUCACUCCAAGUUUACAGAUGGACAGCAGGUUUGACAAGAUAUCCGCAAGGGUCAAAGGUCAUCUUACCCGUGCCCUCAUGAGGACACCAAAGGUCAAAGCCUUGGUCAAAACCAUCAAGGAUACUCGAGUAUUUCUGUACCAGUUUCAAGCCGAGACUCCUGUUAAGAGAGGAAAGUUAUCUGAACAAGACAUGAAGCUGGCUCAUAGAGUUCUUGCACAGCUGAGGGCAGCUCAAUAUGAACUGGAUGAUAUCUUCCAUGUGUUUCCUAUCUCUCAGAGAAUGGCCAUAUUAAGACACGCCAGAGAACAAGAGAGAGAAAACUACUUCAACAAGAAGGUUUCACCUCCAUCUGCUGGCCAGAAAUCCAAACUUUUAUCAGCAGCUACCAAGAAAGCAAUGGAGAGAAGGCAACAACAGGCAAAAGAAGGUGAUAUCGUACAGAGUGGACCUAAGAGGCAGAAAUUAGUCCCAUCAAACCAAAGGCCUAAGAGUGCAGCUGAAACAAGAGUUCUUCGACCGCUUCAAAGCCAGAAGUCCCCUGCCAGACCAGCGACAGCUGCUCCUCCAAGGACCUCUUCAUUUUCUAUCACCACAAAAAGCCAGAAAGGGAAGCCAUCUGUACUGAGCAAACCUUUUCCAACCAAACCUGUCAUGGUUUCCAGACAUACUAGCAAGGCAACAAGGUCCCCUUCAAGGUCAUCAUCAAGGUCAUCAUCAAGGUCAGCUGUAAAUAGACCAGGAUCCACAAGACCUACUUCUAGACUAUCUCUAGUGUCAACGGGUCAGGCCAAGACCAGCUCGGUAAGGCAGGGCAAGUCUCCAGCGAGAGCAGCUACUGGUACCGGUUCCCAGACCAAGACUAAGAGCGUCAGGAGAUCGCUUUAUCCUGCAUCGGUUGGGACUGGUAAAAAGACUAUGCAGCGUAAACAGACAGACACUAGAAAGCCGUAAAAGAAUGGUGUGUAACAUAUUGAUCACCCGCGAUAGUUCGAAAUCACAUAGGGGCGAUUCUAUGCUAGAAAAAUCAGCCAUUUUCACAAAAUUUUUCUAAACAGACGAGGAACUUCAGUUUGUUUUGUGAUAAUAAUGAAGUACUACUGGGUAGUUGUAUAAUAAAAUGACAAAAAUAUGUUGUCCAUGGCUGAAUUAGAGAUGAAAACGUCAUACGGGACAUUUCUGAUUCCCAUACGACACAACAUUUUCACCUGUUAUUCACCCAUAAUCAAACAUUUUUUGUUGGUAAUCAGUUUUUCACAUGACUACCCACUAUAACCUUGUUAUUGACAAAAAAAGUUUUAUUGCUCAAGCAAUUGGCUAAGAGACUAGAAAUCGUUGUCUAAAUGUCCCGUACGACACGUAAGGAAUUGCCCAUGGGAUAGUUUGAAAUCUCAUGGGCUAGCUUUGCAUCAAAAGGAGAUGUUACCUAUAUGGACUAAUGAAGAUGAAAUAUAUUUCCCUUUGGCACCCCAUAAACUAAUAGCUUACCGAUUGAUCGAUGGGCUGGGACUUGCGCUUGAUUUGAUCAAUCGCAAUUAUGGAAAGCCAGCAAAGUCAACAUAUAAAAUGCACGUUUGCUC